This is a messenger RNA of Mustela lutreola (European mink), 4782 nucleotides long. It is a transcript of the gene ADAMTS19, whose product is annotated as ADAM metallopeptidase with thrombospondin type 1 motif 19. Gene Ontology annotation, cellular component: extracellular matrix. The coding region runs from base 1 to 3606 and encodes 1201 amino acids. The transcript has 22 exons. Gene Ontology annotation, molecular function: metalloendopeptidase activity. NCBI's taxonomy places the organism in Eukaryota, Metazoa, Chordata, Mammalia, Carnivora, Mustelidae. Gene Ontology annotation, biological process: extracellular matrix organization; proteolysis. The record is from RefSeq and is a predicted model, not a curated record.
AUGCUUGUGCUACUGGAACCGCGGCACUUUAAGCCCCGCACUUCUCUGUCUGCCCCGCCCGCAGGGCUGCAGUUCGCCCCCGACCGCGAGGAGUGGGAAGUCGUGUUUCCUGCACUUUGGCGCAGGGAGCCAGUGGACGCGGCCGGAGGCAGCGGGGGCAACGCGGACCCAGGCUGGGCGCGCGGCGCAGGCGCCCGGGCGCAGGCGGCCGGCAGCUCACGCGAGGUGCGCUCCGUGGCCCCGGCGCCGCCGGUGGAGACCGCGGAGGGCCAGUCAGAGCCCCGGCCCCAGCCUCGGCCGCCGUCGCCGCCGGCGGGUGAGGAGGACGAGGAGUUCGAAUCGCAGGAACUGCCGCGGGGAUCCAGCGGGGCUGCCGCCCUGUCCCCGGGCGCCCCGGCCUCGUGGCAGCCGCCGCCCCCACAGCCACCCCCGUCUCCUCCCCCGGCCCAGGAAGCCGAGCCGGACGGCGACGAGGUACUGCUGCGGAUCCCGGCCUUCUCCCGGGACCUGUACUUGCUGCUCCGGAGAGAUGGCCGCUUCCUGGCGCCGCGCUUCGAGGUGGAACAGCGGCCGAGCCCCGGCCCGGGCCCAACGCGGGCAGCAGCCGCCCCCCGCCCUCCCGCGCCGCCCGACGCCUCCUGCUUCUACACCGGAGCGGUGCUGCGGCACCCUGGCUCGCUGGCCUCUUUCAGCACCUGUGGAGGUGGCCUGAUGGGAUUUAUACAGCUCAAUGAGGACUUCAUAUUUAUUGAACCACUCAAUGAUACAAUGGCCAUAACGGGUCACCCACACCGUGUAUAUAGGCAGAAAAGGUCCGUGGAGGAAAAAGUCACAGAGAAGUCAGCUCCUCACAGUCAUUACUGUGGUAUCGUUUCAGAUAAAGGAAGACCUAGAUCUAAAAAAAUAACAGAAAGUGGAAGAGGGAAACGAUAUUCAUACAAAUUACCUCAAGAAUACAACAUAGAGACUGUAGUGGUUGCAGACCCAGCAAUGGUUUCCUAUCAUGGAGCAGAUGCAGCCAGGAGAUUCAUUCUAACCAUCUUAAAUAUGGUUUUUAACCUUUUCCAACACAAGAGUCUUGGUGUGCAGGUCAAUCUUCGUGUGAUAAAGCUUAUUCUGCUCCAUGAAACUCCAGCAGAUCUAUACAUUGGGCACCAUGGAGAGAAGAUGCUAGAGAGUUUUUGUAAGUGGCAGCAUGAAGAAUUUGGCAAAAAGAAUGAUAUACAUUUAGAGAUGUCAACAAGCUGGGGAGAGGACAUGACUUCAGUGGAUGCAGCUAUACUUAUAACAAGGAAAGAUUUCUGUGUUCACAAAGAUGAACCAUGUGAUACUGUUGGUAUAGCAUAUUUGAGUGGAAUGUGUAGUGAAAAGAGAAAAUGUAUUAUUGCUGAAGACAAUGGCCUGAAUCUUGCAUUUACAAUUGCUCAUGAAAUGGGUCACAACAUGGGCAUUAAUCAUGACAAUGACCACCCAUCAUGUGCUGAUGGUCUUCAUAUCAUGUCUGGUGAAUGGAUUAAAGGACAAAAUCUUGGUGAUGUUUCAUGGUCCCGAUGUAGCAAGGAAGAUUUGGAAAGAUUUCUAAGGUCAAAGGCCAGUAACUGCUUGCUACAAACAAACCCCCAGAGUGUCAAUUCCGUGAUGGUUCCCUCCAAGUUGCCAGGGAUGACAUACACUGCUGACGAGCAAUGUCAGAUUCUCUUUGGUCCAUUGGCUUCCUUUUGUCAAGAGAUGCAGCAUGUUAUUUGCACAGGGUUAUGGUGCAAGGUCGAGGGUGAGAAAGAAUGCAGAACGAAGCUAGAUCCACCAAUGGAUGGAACUGAUUGUGACACUGGUAAGUGGUGUAAGGCUGGAGAAUGUACCAGCAGGACCUUGGCACCUGGACAUGUGGCCGGAGAGUGGAGCGAGUGGAGCCCCUGUAGCCGAACCUGCAGUUCUGGGAUCAGCAGUCGAGAGCGCGAAUGUCCUGGGCUAGGCUCUGAAGCAAGGGAUUGUAAUGGUCCCAGAAAACAAUACAGAAUAUGUGAGAAUCCACCUUGUCCUGCAGGUUUGCCUGGAUUCAGAGACUGGCAAUGUCAGGCCUAUAGUGUUAGAACUUCAUACCCAAAGCAUGUACUUCAGUGGCAAGCUGUCAUGGAUGAAGAAAAACCAUGUGCCUUGUUUUGCUCUCCUAUUGGGAAAGAACAGCCUGUACUUCUGUCAGAAAAAGUGAUGGAUGGAACUUCAUGUGGCUAUCAGGGAUUAGAUGUCUGUGCAAACGGCAGGUGUCAGAAAGUUGGCUGCGAUGGUUUAUUAGGUUCUCUCGCCAGGGAAGAUCACUGUGGUGUGUGCAACGGCAAUGGAAAAUCAUGCAAAAUCAUUAAAGGGGAUUUUAAUCAUACUAGAGGAGCAGGUUAUGUAGAAGUGCUGGUGAUACCUGCUGGAGCAAGAAGAAUCAAAGUUGUGGAGGAAAAGCCGGCACAUAGCUAUUUAGCUCUACGAGACGCUGGAAAGCAGUCUAUUAAUAGUGACUGGAAGAUUGAGCACUCAGGAGCUUUCAACUUAGCAGGCACUACUGUCCAUUAUGUAAGACGAGGCCUCUGGGAGAAGAUCUCUGCCAAAGGACCUACUACGUCACCUUUACACCUCCUGGUGCUGCUAUUUCAGGACCAGAAUUACGGUCUUCACUAUGAAUACACUAUCCCAUCAGACCCUCUUCCAGAGAAUCAGAGCUCAAAAGCACCUGAACCCCUUUUCAUGUGGACACACACAGGCUGGGAAGAUUGUGAUGCCACAUGUGGAGGAGGAGAAAGGAAGACAACGGUGUCUUGCACAAAAAUUAUGAACAAAAACAUCAGCAUUGUGGACAGCAAGAAGUGCAAAUACUUAACCAAGCCUGAGCCGCAGAUUCGCAAGUGCCAUGAGCAGCCAUGCCAAACAAGAUGGAUGAUGACGGAAUGGACCCCCUGCUCACGGACUUGUGGGAAAGGCACGCAGAGCAGACAAGUGGCAUGUACCCAACAAAUGAGCAACGGGACUCUGAUCAGGGCCCGGGAGAGGGACUGUGCAGGACCUAAGCCUGCCUCUGCCCAGCGCUGCGAGGGCCAGGACUGCAUGACCGUGUGGGAGGCAGGAGUGUGGUCUGAGUGUUCGGUCAAGUGUGGCAAAGGUGUACGUCAUCGGACUGUGAGGUGUACUAAUCCUAGAAAGAAAUGCGUCCUCUCCACCAGACCCAGGGAGGCUGAGGAUUGUGAGGAUUACUCGAAAUGCUAUGUGUGGCGAAUGGGCGACUGGUCUAAGUGCUCAGUUACCUGUGGCAAAGGGAUGCAGUCCCGUGUCAUUCAGUGCAUGCACAAGAUCACCGGAAGACAUGGAAAUGAGUGUUUUUCUUCAGAAAAACCCGCAGCAUACAGGCCAUGUCACCUUCAGCCCUGCAAUGAGAAGAUUAAUGUAAAUACCAUAACAUCACCCAGGCUGGCCGCGCUGACGUUCAAGUGCCUGGGAGAUCAGUGGCCCGUGUACUGCCGAGUGAUACGCGAGAAGAACCUGUGUCAGGACAUGCGCUGGUAUCAGCGCUGCUGUGAGACAUGCAGGGACUUCUAUGCCCAAAAGCUGCAGCAAAAGAGUUGACCUCGAACAGGCUGGCUGGCUCACAGCUCUUUGCAAUUACAUUAUUUAUAAACACACACACUAGCAUGUUUUUCAGACCAAAUAUUAUCAGGUUACAUAUAAUUUAAUCAAAUUAAUUUAUUUUUAUGCCUGCCAAACAUCCAAUAUGGUGUUUGUUUUGGAUAUACAAACAUUUCGAUUUAUACUAUAUGGCUUCAUAAAUUUAUAUGAAUAAUUUUAUAUGGAUAAGUUAGAUCCAGUUUCCAGAAUCAAAAUAAAAAGGGGGGAAAAUAAAAAAAUAAAAAAAAAACAAGAUCAUUAGGCUCUUCAAAAAAAAAUUUUUUUUUUCAGUUAGGGCUAUCUCUAAGGUGCUAUUCUCUCCCUGCCAAUACCGCUGAGUUAUCCAGAAUGUAUACUAACUUAGUGUAAUAGUUUAGUUUUAUAUGGAGAGAAGUCAUUUUUGGGUUUUGGUGUCCUGAUGCAGAAUUAGCCCAUUUUCUGUAAACUACAGGAAAUGUGUAAACGUAACAAACCUCAUAGUGUUGAACAGGUUUUUAGAGAAUGUAUUAUGAAUUUGGUUCAGAUUUAGAGAUAUCCACAGGAAAAAUUCUACUGUAAUUAUAACCUUAUUUUAAUAAUGGAAAAGAAAAGUCAAGAUAGAGACUUUGAUCAUGUUCAUGAACAUGUACUUGAACACAAGUAUUGUAACAAUGAAACACUGUAAUAAUGAUUUACACUGAAUCACCAUUGCACUGUUGAUAUAGUGUAGAGAAACCAUUAUAGAAAUGGUAACAUCCUACAAAAAUAUGUAUUAUUUUAACAUGUUGUCAUUAGAUUUUAGCUUUUUGAAAUGUUUUGAACAAAGAAAGCAGUGAUCCACCCAUUUCCUUGUAUCUUUUUAGCAGAUUUAUUAAAGAGUAGAGAACUUAGCCUCACAAAUCGUAAGGAGAAAAUUUACCAAAUAUUUUUCAGCUUUUUCCCUAGAAACAAGAAAAAAAAAAAAACACUUAUAAUACUGUGGUAGUUUCAUUGUGUUUUUUUUCUUUUGAAAACUAAAAAAGUUUUGCACUUCUGUGAAACGUUAAAAAACCAGCUUAAAUGUUUUCUUGUGAGAAAAUGUUGUACAUGAUUCACAUGAUUUCUAGAUUUUUUUUUUCAAUAAAAUAUGUGAAGCUUCCUAUUGGGAGGCAUUCUUCA